CAAACCUCAAUUUGUUUCCACGAACUCAACAAACACAACAAAACAGUCAAAACUCAAACACAAACGCAAAACACAAAACACAAAUCUUUCCCCUCUCUAAACUAUCUCUCUCUCUCUCUCUCUCUCUCUCUCUCUCUCUCUUCCACAUGAAAAGCUUAGAACUUGAGAAAAACCCAACUGAAGAAUAAUAAAGGCCAUGUCUUUUCUCUUACCCAACCUCUCUCCCUCUCUUGUUCUUCAUCACAAUCACAAAUCAAAAGAAAAAACCUUCAUUCCCCAAUCACUCUCCCCCCACCAACCAAAACCCAAUUCUCACUCUCACUAUAUCUCUCCUCUCUCCCUCACCAGCCUCCAAACCCCUCCUCCACUACAGGGUGUAGCUCAGGUUAACACUCCCCCUGGUGCACAAGAUAAGCACCAAAAAGAUGACUUCUAUGUCAACCUUGGCCUUGCUGUAAGGACGCUCAGAGAAGACCUUCCUGUGCUAUUCACCAAGGACCUCAAUUAUGACAUUUACAGGGAUGAUAUUACAUUUUUAGACCCAUUGAACACGUUUACCGGUAUUGAAAACUACAAAUUGAUCUUCUGGGCAUUGAGAUUUCAUGGUAAAAUUCUGUUCCGAGAGAUUUCACUUGAGGUAUAUAGGAUUUGGCAACCUUCUGAGAAUGUGAUUUUGAUAAGGUGGAACCUGAGGGGUGUCCCUCGGGUUCCAUGGGAGACCAAAGGGCAGUUUCAGGGGACUUCAAAGUAUAAAUUGGAUCGAACUGGGAAAAUUUAUGAACACAAAGUUGACAAUUUAGCAUUUAAUUUCCCACAGCAGCUCAAGCCGGCUGCUUCGGUGUUGGAUUUGGUGGGUGCUUGCCCUGCAAGUCCUAAUCCAACAUUUAUGUUUGGGCCAGAUGAUGUAUAUUCAUCCUCAUGGGUGGAGUUUUAUCGGGCAGUGAGGGGGACAUUGAAUCGAGAAGGGUACUUACUUUCACAAGAUGGUUUGGUUACUUGUUCAUAGUUUAGUGAGCAACUCCAUACAUGAUUUAUACUCGAAAUUCAAUAUACAUAUUUAUUAGUAUUUAGUGCAUUUCAUUUUGUAUGAUAUAUUAUAUUGGUCUAUAGCAAAUAAUGGUUUUUGAUGGCCAAGGGUGUAUGUACAUAGGCAGGGAUAAUGGAGAGAUCAAUGUAAUUCUUGUUUUGGUGGAGGCAGAGUAGCUUGGGCAUAUAUGGUGAGCUAAUUACAGGUCAGAGAUGUUACAUAUAUAUGUAUACAAAACCUUGAUUCUGUUUCUACUGAAUCUAAUUCUACAUUUAUUCUGUCACAAAA
This is a messenger RNA of Quercus robur (English oak), 1315 nucleotides long. RefSeq lists its product as uncharacterized. Lineage: Eukaryota; Viridiplantae; Streptophyta; Magnoliopsida; Fagales; Fagaceae. The record is from RefSeq and is a predicted model, not a curated record. The transcript is spliced from 2 exons. The coding region runs from base 197 to 1006 and encodes 269 amino acids.